Nyctereutes procyonoides (raccoon dog) is the source of this 764-nucleotide messenger RNA. It is a transcript of the gene NPY, whose product is annotated as neuropeptide Y. The record is from RefSeq and is a predicted model, not a curated record. Bases 177 to 470 code for a protein of 97 amino acids. The transcript is spliced from 5 exons. NCBI's taxonomy places the organism in Eukaryota, Metazoa, Chordata, Mammalia, Carnivora, Canidae. Gene Ontology annotation, biological process: feeding behavior; neuropeptide signaling pathway. Gene Ontology annotation, cellular component: extracellular region. Gene Ontology annotation, molecular function: neuropeptide Y receptor binding; neuropeptide hormone activity.
CUCACCCCUCGGACAGGCGCCCCGGGACCGCACAGCCCUCGCCGCCCGGCCACGCCCGCCACCCAAGACAGACCGCGAGAAGAAACUUUUCUCCUCCGACAGGAGUUUGGGAAAGAGGGUGGGAAAGCGCCAGGACCUCGACCCCACCGGGAGGAACUUCUCCGUCUGUCUUCAAAAUGCUGGGGAGCAAGCGCCUGGGGCCCUCCGGACUGACCCUCGCCCUGUCGCUGCUCGUGUGCCUGGGCGCGCUGGCCGAGGCGUACCCCUCCAAGCCGGACAACCCCGGGGAGGACGCGCCGGCCGAGGACAUGGCCAGAUACUAUUCAGCGCUGCGACACUACAUCAACCUCAUCACCAGGCAGAGGUAUGGAAAACGAUCUAGCCCUGAGACACUGAUUUCAGACCUCUUGAUGAGAGAAAGCACAGAAAACGUUCCCAGAACUAGGCUGGAUGACCCUUCUAUGUGGUGAUGGGAAAUGAAACUUGCUCUACGGUCUUUGCCUAUUUUUCAACCCAAAUUUCAUCCUAUAAAACCAGAAUCUGCCUAUCCUCCCAAUGCAUGCAGCCAAUGUGCUCAACUGUGCAGUUUCCCUUUGACGUCCUUGUAUAUAUGUGUGUUUAAAUAAAGUACCAAGCAUUCAAAAAUGUUAUGCUCCUCAAUGAAAAAUCUGUUGUUGCAAUAGUGAGAAUUAUUUUAAGUUAUUCAUUAUAUCACACUCUCACUCAAGUAGCAGGUUUAAAGUUUGUUUCACCAAUAUUAAAGC